Canis lupus familiaris (dog) is the source of this 462-nucleotide messenger RNA. RefSeq names its product glyceraldehyde-3-phosphate dehydrogenase-like. The transcript is spliced from 2 exons. The coding region runs from base 1 to 462 and encodes 153 amino acids. The record is from RefSeq and is a predicted model, not a curated record. Gene Ontology annotation, molecular function: oxidoreductase activity, acting on the aldehyde or oxo group of donors, NAD or NADP as acceptor. Lineage: Eukaryota; Metazoa; Chordata; Mammalia; Carnivora; Canidae.
AUGAGCCAUGAGAAGUAUGACAACUACCUGAAGAUUAUCAACAAUACCUCCUGCACCACCAACUGCUUGGCUCCUCUGGCCAAGGUCAUCCAUGACAGCUUUGAAUCCUCAAGGGACUCAGGAUCACAGCCUAUGCCAUCACUACCACCCAAAAGACUGUGGAUGGCCCCUUUGGGAAGCUGUGGUGUGAUGGCCAAGGGGCUGCCCAAAACAUCAUCCCUGCUUCUUCUGGCCCUGCUAAGAACUUCAAAAACUAAGGAUGACAUCAAGAAGGUGGUGAAGCGGGCAUCAAAAGUCUCCUUCAAGGGCUUUCUGGGCUACACUGAGGAUCAGAUUGUCUCCUACAACUUUAACAGUAAUGCCCAUGCUUCCACCUUUGAUGCUGGGGCUUGCAUUGCUCUCAAUGACCACUUUGUCAAGCUCGUUUCCUGGUAUGACAAUGAAUUUGACUACAUCAACUGA